Messenger RNA from Oncorhynchus gorbuscha (pink salmon), 1470 nucleotides. RefSeq names its product delta-type opioid receptor-like. The transcript is spliced from 4 exons. Gene Ontology annotation, molecular function: neuropeptide binding; dynorphin receptor activity. Bases 159 to 1280 code for a protein of 373 amino acids. Gene Ontology annotation, biological process: neuropeptide signaling pathway; G protein-coupled opioid receptor signaling pathway; sensory perception of pain. Gene Ontology annotation, cellular component: membrane; neuron projection. NCBI's taxonomy places the organism in Eukaryota, Metazoa, Chordata, Actinopteri, Salmoniformes, Salmonidae. The record is from RefSeq and is a predicted model, not a curated record.
CGCCGAGCCGCGGUGCUGUGAUUGUUGCUCACAUACUCCACUCUACAAAGUGAUCCAACAGCAAAUAUAUUUUUGUUCAGCAAAAAUUCCAUAUUCUACAAACACAAAAAAGGAACAGAAGGAACUGAUAUCCAGAGGGUGGUCAAACAUAACCAAAAAUGGAAGCCACCCCGGUUGAAAUUUUCAAAGACGAUAAGUGCCACUUGGCGCUCGGCGAAGACUGUUAUAUGAAUUCUACUUCGCAGUCUGGAUUUGCAGCAGGUCACAAUCUGACUUUGGACUCUGACGGGGAAGAGGAGUCAAUGUCCCCGAUAAUCCCCAUUAUCACAGCUGUGUACUCCGUGGUGUUUGUGGUGGGCUUGGUGGGCAACUGCCUCGUCAUGUAUGUUAUCAUCAGGUAUACAAAGAUGAAGACGGCCACCAACAUUUACAUAUUCAACCUGGCUCUGGCCGACGCCCUGGUCACCACGACAAUGCCUUUCCAGAGCACUGACUACCUGUUGAACUCGUGGCCGUUUGGUGAGGUGGUGUGUAAGGUGUUCAUAUCCAUCGACUACUACAACAUGUUCACCAGCAUCUUCACCCUGACCAUGAUGAGUGUUGACCGCUAUGUGGCCGUGUGCCACCCGGUCAAAGCCCUGGAUUUCCGAACACCCAUCAAUGCCAAGAUGAUCAACGUGUGUAUCUGGAUGCUGUCGUCGGCAGCCGGGAUACCAGCACUGCUACUGGGGGGCACCCAGACCAACAAUGGCACCACGGAGUGUGCCUUACAAUUCCCGGAGCCAUACGUGUAUUGGGACACCCUGAUGAAGAUCUGUGUGUUUGUGUUUGCCUUCGUGGUGCCCGUGCUCAUCAUCACCGUGUGCUACUCCCUGAUGGUGCUACGACUCAAGAGCGUGCGUCUCCUCUCGGGCUCCCGGGAGAAGGACCGCAACCUGCGACGCAUCACCCGCCUGGUCAUGGUGGUGGUGGUGGUAUUCGUAGUGUGCUGGACGCCCAUCCACAUCUUCAUCCUGGUCAAGGCGCUCGUGAGCGUUCCAGAGACCACCGCCGUCAUGGCCGCCUACUUCUUCUGCGUAGCGCUGGGCUACACCAACAGCAGCCUCAACCCUGUCCUCUACGCAUUCCUGGAUGAGAACUUCAAGAGAUGCUUCAGGGACUUCUGCGUCCCGACAAAGCUGAAGAAGGUGGACAAGGGGUUGGGUAAAAAAGGCACCGUAAGGUCCCCGGAGGCCCCAGUUCCACUGGAGAACCCAGACGGGACUAGAAAGCCGGCAUGACUAGCCAUGGAAGUGUCUUUCAUUUCUCAAGUUGGAAAGGAAGACUCUAAUGAUCUGGGCCUAACCCAGGCGAUAUCAGGAAUGUGAGCACAGCAGUGCUACUGUUCCUUUGUAAAUAGCCUUCCACAAGCUUCCCACAAUAUGUUGGGUGAAUUCUGGCCCAUUCCUCCUGACAGAGCUGGUGUCACUG